GCUACGAUUCCGAGGUUGUUUAUCGCUGCGCUUCUGCCACCUGCCGUUUUCAAUUGUUGUAACUGCUGUCAGAGUAGUCGAACUUUGGAAUGUUUUGCACCUACAAGAAUCGGUUGUCGAUGCGGAAGUAGAAAGGUCGUGUAAAUGUGUAAGUGUCUGCUCUGUCGGCCUUAACGUUUGCAAUGUCGGUGAUGUAUACAGUGAGAAUUGUCGAUGGAGUAUCGGUCUUUCCUCUAUGGGUCUACACCUCGCUUCUCCCAUCCACUCUUGUGACCCUGGUCGAAAAAGUAGAAGAUGUUGUUCCUUGAUUGUUCGUUACUGAAAAGCGUUGAAUUUUUUACAUGGACAGUAGGGCCUCCCUGAUGUCAGCCAGGAUGACAUUCGCAGUAGGUAAUAUCUAAGGGGAUUGAUCAUCAAAAUUAUAGGCUUCUGCAAAUAUGACAAGAAAACACACGGACUACCUUCUCCAAAACAAUAAAUGCUCCCUCGAGGACUCUCCUUCAACCCAAAAUGUUAGCAGUUUUUUUUUUCAGUCUACGCAUACUUUCAUGAUAGCAGUAGGUACAGAAGCACAUGCAGAAAUCGUUUUUUUUCCGCUUGUUGUUUUUUCAUGCAUGACGUAAUUGGUGUUUUUUUUUCAGGAAAAUUUGAUAAUCUAAUGAUAAAAAAAUCUGUAAGGAGGAAGGUGGCUUCUUAUCUGCUAGCUAAUGUGUAGUGAAAUUAUCGAUGUUUUUUUCAAUUUCCAAACCGAAUACAGACAUAAUUACUUAGGCGUUCUCGUCUAUCCUAGAAAUUAGAUUGGUACCAACGUACUACUACUAGCGAAAUAUAAUCGGACGCGGAGAAGUAUUUUUUUCAACCUAACAAUCGAAUUCAAAGUUGCAAGCAAUCUACAAUCAAAUUUUGACACCAGAGUAAGUAUUUACUUAAAUAUUUAUGUGAAGAUUUUUCAUUAGAUAAAAGUUAAAAGCAAUUGUUUAACACAGUCGUGUUUGUGCAUGAGCAGUUCGUUACAAGCAGUUGGCGUUCUCUUGCAUCAAUCGGCUCGGUGGAACGAUCGAGACGAUGUCGCCUUUGCAGGAUAGUCUCCUGUUUGAGUUGGAUGGGAUAACGGAUGCGCUGAAGGAAGAAGACGACAAACGCAGAGGAAACCAACAACACCAGCGGAUCGAUUUUAGCAAUGAGCAGAUUGAUAUUCAGGAUGAGCAGCUCUUCCAUGCUUCUUCGGGGUUGAAGUUGGGACCGGCUGGUACAGAUAGUGAGAUAGUUGUACACUUCUUGACUGUUAGGAGUUGGAUAGUUGGAUACGUUGGCUGUUACAAUAGUUGGAUAUGUUGGCUGAUGUUAGGAGUUGGAUAGUUGGAUAUGUUGGCUGUUAGGAGUUGCUUUGCUCGUCCUCUUCAUGAUUCUAAAUUAGUUCUUACAGAGUAGAUUGGAUCAUGUGCUUUAGAUUGGAUCAUUUGGUUCUCAACUACUGUCCCUUUCCGCAUCAUGCGAUCCAUGCGCACGGCCGAUCGUUGUCGCAUCUAUCAGGUAUCAUCAAAUGGCGCAAAGCCUUGCGUCAUUUUCAUACACCUAAGAAAGAGAAGGUCUUAAAACGGCGCUUUUCCGAGAGUGCUGCUAGUUGCGCACUCACGCGUAGUUUGAGCAGCAAACCACACCAAAACCCAUCGAAAGCCGAUAAGGACAGAAGUAUCAAAAAGGGAAGAGAUAGAAGUAAACAGAAAGCAGAAGUUGUAGCAGAGGGUCUUUCUUCCGUUGGGGAAGUACAAGAGGAGGGCUAUUAUGGUGGACGAGACGCUCAGGCAGAGAAGGAUACUGGAGGAGAUGCAGUCCAACCAGAGCAAGACCCCUCUCUUGAUCUUGAAGAGGACCAGAACAAGAGCAGCCAGAAGAAUUUCUACAGCAAAAGUAGUAGAAGAAGUUCCAUUAGAGCUGCUGCACCUAGACUACAACAAGGGACAGUGCCUGUAGAGUCUCAUGCAUCAAUAGACCCGAAUACAAUAACUCCUUCUACUACAAUAUCCUGUUCAUCCAGUGGUUUGUCUUGUUUUUCAUCCUGUUCUUCGGGGAAUGCUUUCACUUCCGCUAAUUCUGGUUGUCCUUUCUCAUCAUCGUCAACAUCUACUAUGAGAGCCACUACUAUGUCGUGCUCAACAUCAAGAGAUCCCCACCUCGUUGAGGCUAUCAACAACAACGCAGCGUCGUCAGUGCGACGGUCGCGUCUACCGCAGAGACGGAGCUCUAUGUACGCCGGAGCUGCGCCACCGGCAAGCCUGAUAAACGGAGCAUGUGCGAGGAUAACGAAGGAAAUAGAAGACUUCGACUUAGUUUUAGCAAGGGUGAGUAGUAGCACAUCUGCUGGUGGGGGGCUAGGAAUUUGUUCUUCGGGUAGCACAAAGGCUGGAGUUGGAGGACACCUACAAAUAGGCGGAUCUACUAGUAGCAGUUGUAUUCCAGCACCGAAUUGUUCUACUAGUAGUUCUAGUACUGUGAGUGGACUGUUCUUAGCCUCAGGUGGAGAAGAACAAAGAAACAAGUAUUCAUCUGCUCUACCUAAUGUGGGCUCUCUUCAGAUUCCCAUGAUGUUCCAGCCGAAUCCACGUGGUAUAGUUUUGACACCGGUUGAAGAAGUUGGAGGAGGUGCUGCGGGGCUCGAGCUAGUAUUGAGUCCUGCGAAACGUGAUUCGCGUGCGUCAUCCACUGCUAGCUGUGAGGAAGCUGCAGUGACAUUAGAUACAGGAUUAGAUCGUUCAGCAGGAGAGCUAGAUGCAGGACUGCUAGAAGAUGUAGACCUAGUAGGAACUACAGCUUUAGACGAUGCGCCGAGAGCAGAACCUGCUUUGCUUAUAAGCACACGACGUGAAGAUAGUGGUCGACGAAGGUCCACUUUUCCUUGUUUGUUGGAAGACGAAAGCAAGCUUUUAGUGGAUACUAAUUAUAAUUCAUCUAGGACUCCAGCAGCAGACAGGGAGGACGACGGCUGCUCUCCUAUAGCUUCGUUGCUGCUAUUAUCGACAUCAGACGAGGAACGGGAGGUGGCGAACCGUGGCUCCAACCAGAAAGGUGUAUUUCGAUCCGGAGGUGAUGAACAGGCGGUUGGAGGUGCAGGAUCUUUUGUAUUUUCUGAUGAUGAGGACGAGGACCACGACAACGAUGAUCGUUCGUGUCCUCGGACGGGGUGUCCAAAUAAUGUGUUGAGCUCUCCUGCUCCAACAAUACAUCCAAGAACACCUCCGUCGAGCAACAUCCGCGCCACCUCUAUCGUAGUGCUAGGUGGCGAUCAUCGUGGUCUAGAACGCAUCAGCGAAGAGCACCUGCUUCUCAAAAGUGUCAGCCGCACUUCUUCUGUGCCUCUAGUACAGGAAGCGACUUGUUCUACCAGUUGUGCUGCUGCUGGUACAACUAGUACAACUUGUAUUACUUCUUCUGCAGGACCAGGAGGAGUAGUUGGGCAGGGAGAGGAAGCUGUGCGCAACCACGACGCACGCCCAGAAAUGGAUGGGCCGACGACCUCCUGUUCAUCUUCCUCGAUAGAAGAUGCUCGUCACGAUGAGGAUCAGUCCCAUGAAGACGGGUCCUCACGCGAGAGCAGCGAGCGGCCCGGGUCACCCUGUGACGAUAGCGUUUCUGGCGAAGAGUAUCUCAAUAUGAUCGACCCAAAAGACCUCUAUUUCGGAGGUGGUGAUCAUCAUCAUAGAAAGACGUAUAGAAGCAGAAGCAACUCGAAAUCUAGUCAUCACAAUACGAGGAUUAGCAAAUCUCAUAAUCAUGCUGCAUCUUCCCGUUCAAGCAAAUCAACGAGUGGGGUUGGAGGUCAUGGUGGGGUAGCAGGAGUCGGUCCAAGCAGCGCCGGAGGGAGCUCGAAAAAUACCAAUACCUGCAGUAGUACAACAACCUCUUUCAGCCAUCAACCGACGCCAGGAGGACUAGGCGGAUAUAAUGCUGGACCCGGGUCGACGUCGAGGUCGUCUAUGAUGGCAGGCAGUCUAUUAGGACACCAUCAGGUAGGAGGGUCAUCUUCUGCGUCUGGUACAACUCCUCCUGGAUCGUCAGGCACAGCGCAAGCCAGCGCAUCAUCCAAUUGUAGAGAGCAACAAAGUGCGAGUCUUUUCCUUGGUCAAGGGGCUUCGGCAUCGGUGCUACGAGCAGUUCACAAGCCCAGUGGGCAGCCUGUGGCGGUGAAGGUGAUCAACGCUCAAAAGAGUGCAGCGCAAUUUUAAGGCUCCUCAGUGAUGAAUUUCAUUCGCUCUAAAUGUGUGCCUGCUUGUCCCGAUACUGCCACUUUGCACUUGAAGCUCUUGCGGACCUCAUGAUGUAGCAUUCGAUGUGCAAUAUUCACAGCCUAAGCUAACCAUUCAACAUGAGCAUGGGGUAGUUAACAUUAAAUCUUCAAUAAACAAAGCAAUCUACUCUUUCUCUAACAACCAGUAAACGACGUAAACAUCUUUCUAGAAAUGGCAGAUGCACGCUCACCGUUUUUAGUGAGGAUGUUGGGAGCCUAUCUGGUGAAUCAGCAACAGGUCCACAUAGUGCUCGAGUACAUGGAUCUGGGGUCUUUGGCUGACGUUUUCCGAGACAAGUUCCGAUCUGCGCCAACCAGUAUUCACAAUUAUGUGGGAGGAAUAGGGAUUCCUUAUAUCAAUUAGCAGUAUAUUAAUAAUCGUACAUGAUGCACUAUUGCAGCGAGCUAGUCUUCUAUUGACUAUUCUUGAUAUCCACAGUCACAAAUGACAAGUCCCGUCUUCGUCGUACAAGCAUUUACUUGAAUAGAAGCCCUCUAAUAUGCACAAAUCACGGGAGCAGGAGGCCCAUCGAGGGGAGCGACCUCGACAUUCUUGUCCUCUUCGUUUCGGAUACCUGAACCGAUUCUAGCCUUCCUAGUUAUGCAGAUGACGGAGGCACUCAAAACGCUGCACCUGAACGACAUUUUGCAUAGAGGUACAUUGGGAGUUCUCUAGUACAGUUUUUGAAGUGUAAUAGGAGAACAAAUUAUUCCUGCAGCUUCAGUCCUAGAGAAGCAUCUUCCUGGAGGUCGUGUUUCACGAGCUUUCCAGUUAAAGCAAAAAGAUCAACAGUUCUUGCUUGAAGCAUGACACUGACCAUUAUAAGGAGCAAAAUCAAUACGAUGUAUCGAUCCUUCCAAAAAACAAUCUCUCAACUCUCUCGACAGAUAUUAAGCUCGAGAACAUCCUCGUCAACUCCCUCGGUGAAGUGAAACUAACCGAUUUUGGUGUUAGUCGUAAGCUUGGAGCGGACGAAGACGGCCGAUUAAACACUUUCGUGGGCACUCGUGCUUGCAUGGCCCCAGAGCGGUUUGGUAUAGGGAGCUGGAACUCUCAAUACGGGAAGCCCAGUGAUAUUUGGUUAUGAUGAAGCAUGAUACACAUGGAUCUUGUCGAAUAAGUCUCAAACCAAAGUCUAAACGACAAGAAUGCAGUUUUUCCUGUCUCGUACAACACUCAAGACCCUCGAUUAGAUCAAAUACAGUCCUCACAGCCAUCAAUCACCAACCAGGAAUGCAUUCCUUUUGUGGAUGAUUUUGGUCUUCUUGUUUCUCUGUGUCAUUGAGGCCACCUGGAUUUAAAUUGAAUUAAAACAAGAUAAAAUCAAAAAUUUUCGUUUUCAAUUUGAAACUUCCAAGCUUUUGUGUUAUGAAGAUAGUUAGCAAAACAUCCUAGGAAACCAAGUAAGCCAAAGAUUUGAUGUUGAGUGUUUCUAGGAUUGGAAAAAAAGUUCGUUGGAAAUUUUCAAAAUUUGAAAUUUCUAACGAGUGUCUACACAACUUUGAAGCUUUACCUUUGAGCAGUCUUUAUCACAUCUGAAACUUUUGAAAGCUUCAAACUUCGAAAAACUUGUUAAAUGAGUGGAAUCACAGUUGCAACUUACGGAAGAUACUAGAACACCGUAUUGUAGUAUCUAAAUCUAUAAGGGAAACAAUUUUGUCAACAAAGGCAAGCUGAAUUAUCCCUUUCUUCAUACUGUAGCCUCGGAAUCUGCGUUUACGAAUUGGCCUGCGGAACGCUGCCACAAGGCAGAUACGCCUUUGCUGGCCUAGACGAUGGAUUGAACUGGCUAUUCGAUGGGGAAGGACCGAGACUACCCAAUAAUGUGGUACCGAAGGAACAGAUGGGCGUCGUGGGCGCCAAGAUGAGUAAAGUGACAACCACGGGCUAUCCAGGGAAGAAGGAAUCGACAACCAAGGGAAAUCCAGAAGCUUAUCCAGAAGCUGAAGCUUCCUCAGAGCGACCAGUAGCCCCUUCUACAUCAAAGGAUGAGCAUAGCAAAAACAGCAGCACCGAGCAGUUGCUGGCACAGAUAAUAGAUGCAGACUCACCACAGGAUGGGCAGCUUCAGAUGUUCGAGAAGCAAAUAGACCAUCAAGUAGGAGCAUUAUCGUGCAGCAACAGUACUGUGACACCUUCUGCUGGGACCCUGUCUUCGACAUGCUUCUUCAGUGACAAUGGUGGGGUGCCGAGCUUGUCAGGAAGCAGGGCGCCUGAGCAUGUAGUUGAAGCUUCCUCGAGCAAGAAUGCUUCAUCUAGUUCCAGCACAACUGCAUCUCCAAGACAGCAUCACGAACGACCAGUAUCGCAACAGGAGCAUUCACCCAGCUCCACCACUCCAACAUUCUCCACGAAUUAUAGCAAGAUGAAUUCGAAAUCGAAGUUAGAUAAUCAUAAUUUUCACUUGUUGUAUUCGCCUGAACUGUGUGACUUCGUUGCGUGUUGCCUCCAGCUUGAUCCUAGGAAGAGGAAGGACGUUUUUGACCUUGGCGCUCACCCUUUUUUAGCCAAGGCAUUCGAAACUACGCAACAAGAAGUUGCAAACUUCUUGAAAGAAUUCAAGGGGAGAUAGGGAGAUAGAAGUGAAGAUAAUUGUCGUGGCUGAAUGGGAGGGGGUGGAGAGGCGCGACUAACAAGUGGUCGAAGAAGCGCAUGAUCGAUCGAAAGACAGGGACUUCACUGCAUAACGAAACUCUCAAAGAUAGACACGCAUCAUAUUAACCGAUUGCAAUUCAUAGACCUCAAAAAUCCACAGAAUGAAAAUUACGUUUUUUCAUCACAGCCAUUGAUUUAACAUUUCACUUCAACGCAAAUACUUAGAACCAUUGAACGUAUUAGAACCGAAUGCCUUACAACACCUAUUACCUCAAGUUUAGCAUGCUAUCUUACAACAUCGAUCGCAGUUAAUGGACAGUUAAUGAACAGUUUUUGUUUUUCGUUCUUGAUAUCAGAAGGAUAUUCAAACACAUAAUAUUCAACCAGUAUCGCGAAUCAAUCACAACUAUCUUACAAUCUAAGUAACUAUCGUACAAAUUGAAACAUCGUCCAGAGACGCGGACAGAGUUUUCUUUUCCAUAAUACAUAAAGACACACAUUCAUUGUGAACGCUAGUCGGGCUCCACCUUUAGAAAAUCACCCAUUGACCACAUGUAUAAACCUUUAUUUGGAUCUUUGAUGCUUAGAUGAAUAGCAUAGUGUACAAAACGACAGUUGCAUACAAGUACUUUGGUGAAAUCUAAUAUUACCUCUGAUUGGGCUACAGGGAACAAUAAUCCGUGUCUUGAUUUGGACACUUUAUUAACCAUGUACUAUACGAGUCUACAUAGUAUCUUUAUCCUAUUGGCUGCACAUCCUUCUGAAGCCUGUAUAUAGAAAAUACUUUUGGCAUGAUAUUUAUCAUCUGUAUUUUAGUUCUUGAGCACAUUACAACAUCUAAAUCUAUUGGGCUGGACGGUGAAUACUUAAAUUUGGCGAUUGGUUCUUUAUUUAUAGGAAUUUGAGAUCAACAGUUAAUAUUUUCCAUUUUUUCAAUGACUUCCACACUGACGACUACAUUCCAACGACAAGAAAACAACGACAAGUGACGCAUCUUAUGAUCUACUUCUUUCUUCGUGAUGAAAGGAAACGAAAACC
Messenger RNA from Amoebophrya sp. A25, 7919 nucleotides. Lineage: Eukaryota; Dinophyceae; Syndiniales; Amoebophryaceae. The record is from the annotation of a GenBank genome assembly.